AUGCCGACCCAGAGGGACAGCAGCACCAUGUCCCACACGGUCGCGUGCGGUGGCGGCGGGGACCAUUCCCACCAGGUCCGGGUGAAAGCCUACUACCGCGGGGAUAUUAUGAUAACACACUUUGAGCCUUCCAUCUCCUUUGAGGGACUUUGCAGUGAGGUUCGAGAUAUGUGUUCUUUUGACAAUGAGCAGCCGUUCACCAUGAAAUGGAUAGACGAGGAAGGAGACCCGUGUACAGUGUCUUCUCAGUUGGAGUUGGAAGAGGCUUUCAGGCUGUAUGAGCUGAACAAAGAUUCUGAACUCUUGAUCCAUGUAUUUCCAUGUGUACCAGAGCGUCCUGGAAUGCCUUGCCCAGGGGAAGACAAAUCCAUUUACCGCAGAGGGGCACGCCGGUGGAGAAAGCUGUAUUGUGCAAAUGGCCACACUUUUCAAGCCAAACGCUUCAACAGGCGCGCCCACUGUGCCAUCUGCACAGACAGAAUCUGGGGGCUUGGACGACAAGGAUAUAAGUGCAUCAACUGCAAACUGUUGGUUCAUAAGAAGUGCCACAAGCUGGUCACAAUUGAGUGUGGGCGGCAUUCUUUGCCACCGGAACCCAUGAUGCCAAUGGACCAGUCAUCCAUGCAUCCAGACCACGCACAAACAGUAAUUCCAUAUAAUCCUUCAAGUCAUGAGAGUUUGGACCAAGUUGGUGAAGAAAAGGAGGAUAUUGAUUGGGUGCAGACAGAGAAGCAUGUGUUCGAGCAGGCGUCCAAUCACCCUUUUCUUGUUGGGCUGCAUUCUUGCUUCCAGACAGAAAGCAGGUUGUUCUUUGUCAUAGAAUAUGUAAAUGGAGGAGAUCUCAUGUUUCAUAUGCAGCGACAAAGAAAACUUCCUGAAGAACAUGCCAGGUUUUACUCUGCAGAAAUCAGUCUAGCACUAAAUUAUCUUCAUGAGCGAGGGAUAAUUUAUAGAGAUUUGAAGUUGGACAAUGUACUGCUGGACUCUGAAGGACACAUUAAACUCACUGACUACGGCAUGUGUAAGGAAGGAUUGCGGCCUGGAGAUACAACCAGCACUUUCUGCGGCACUCCCAAUUACAUUGCUCCCGAGAUCUUACGAGGAGAAGAUUAUGGCUUCAGCGUUGACUGGUGGGCUCUUGGAGUCCUUAUGUUUGAGAUGAUGGCGGGAAGGUCUCCAUUUGAUAUCGUUGGUAGCUCUGACAAUCCUGACCAAAACACAGAGGAUUAUCUAUUCCAAGUCAUUUUGGAAAAGCAGAUUCGCAUACCACGUUCUCUGUCUGUAAAAGCAGCAAGUGUGCUGAAGAGUUUUCUCAACAAGGACCCAAAGGAACGAUUGGGUUGUCACCCUCAAACUGGAUUUGCUGACAUUCAAGGACAUCCAUUCUUCCGAAAUGUGGAUUGGGACAUGAUGGAGCAAAAGCAGGUGGUCCCACCCUUUAAACCAAACAUUUCUGGAGAAUUUGGUUUGGAUAACUUCGAUUCCCAGUUUACUAAUGAACCAGUCCAGCUCACUCCAGAUGAUGAUGACAUCGUGAGGAAGAUUGACCAGUCUGAAUUUGAAGGUUUCGAGUAUAUCAACCCCCUCCUGAUGUCUGCAGAAGAAUGUGUCUGAUUCUGCUUAUUGCCAUUUAGUGCAUGGAUCCGCCUGUUAGCCUGGUCACAGUUAGCAUUUUAUGUUGUCCCUACAGAAAUCUCUCUCGAUAUCCUGUUAGAGACUAUAGGAAUCAUACAGCUAAGUAGAGCUAAGAAACAGAAACUAGCUUCCUGACAAUCGUGUCAAACUCCAGAGGCUCCUUAUGAGGAAGGACCAUGUCUUUGUGUAAAGGAAACAACUCAGCUUGUCAGAGAAAGACUCUGCUGCUUUGUGACACACGGUGGGAUGACAUCAUCAGUCCCCCACAGUUGUUGUCACUUUGGGUUAAGUUACUGAAGGUUUAAUUGUGUAGUAGAAGGCCAUGCAGAGUACUGCAUGUGUUACUGGUUUCCGAGUUCCCUCAGUUUAAGAAUCCUCCUAUAAAUCUUCUCAUUACUUUGGGUAAUUAAAAAUAUUUAAGGAAGCAAUUAUCAAAUUCAUAUACAAUUGAUUUGUUUUAUUAAAAAUUGGGUUCUAAAUUAUUAGCUGUGUUUCAAAAACAGGCACAGUGAUGUAUUUUUUGUUUUUUAAUAAGGGGUUAGCUUCUGAGCUUGCCUUUUCAGUGAAAACUAGCACGCUAAUACAUGUUCAGAGACCCAGGAUGCAUAUGAAUGGACAGCUGCUCAUGUAAAGGAAAAGGUAGCUUCAGAAAGAACAAUGGUAGGAAUUUUAUUUCUUACCGGAGAAUAAAUCCUACAGUUUGAUGUUUACGAUUAAUGUAAAUAAUGAGGAGGCUCUCACUUCUUACCAACUUAAUAAACAUUGCGUUUAUUCAGGGGAGGCGGAGUGAAUAAUUUACCUUCUAAGUAGAAUGUCUUAACUGCUUUUGGUUCCUUGUUCAGAAUACAUUAUCUGUACUUUGACCUUUUCGUGAUGUCUGCAAUGAAAUUCAAGACCAGUGAUGAUGACCAUGGAUAACUAUGCAGCACACACACACAGUUCUAGCUCUUCCUGAGUUCUUAUGUCAUAGCUAACUUGUGAUACAGAGUAAAGUCCAUUUCCGGUUAGAGUUCUUCAGUUCUCCACAAUAUUUUUAUUAAUAGUAGUAUUUAGCAAUCUCUUAUUUAAAGAGAAGUACCAUUUUAAGCACCAUUCUGUUUAUUUUAAAUAUUUUUAUAUAAAGGACUUUAAAAUGUUCAUCUAAAUAAGCUACAGUUGUCAAAUCAGUAAAUUUAAUUUUAGGAAUGCUAUAUAGUGCUGAGCUUUUAGUGAUUUAAAACAUGUAGGCAUUUGAAAAUAUCUUUUUUGAGGAUGCUACAUUUCAUUAGAAGUGUAAGUCGUGUCAAGUUUGUGUCAUGUAUUUUCUUCAAAUACUGUAAGAGAGCAGUGAAAAACCUCCGCUGAUUAAAGCCAACUAGGGACCAUCAAGGUGGCACUUGCCAAAGCCUGAUGACCUGAUGCCUGGAACCCACGUGCUGAGAGGAACGGACCAGCUCCCACAGGCUGGCAGCCAUGGCGGGUGCACAGCCCUCCCUGCAGGGCAUAGAUGUGAGGGAGCAGACAGACAAGUGCAGUCAAGUAAGACAGACAAAUGCACAUUGCUGGGCAGAUGCUCGUGUGCAUUUCAUGUGGAGAAGUGUAUGUUUCCCCUAAGAUCUCACGGAUCUUAAAUCAAAAGGCAGCAUUCACAUCAUAAGCUGGUGGGGAGUCUGCAGUGUCAAUAUGCCUAUGACCUAAGUGGUGCUUCUCCCUGGGGGCAUUUUAGACUGAGAGUUGUUGAAGUGCAGUGUCCAGCCUGCCUGGGACUCUUUGAGGACUUCAUUUUGAGAAACAUUUUUUUCAAGUUAUUUUUUUUCUGGUGGCCAUAUUUCUUAUUGGAGUGUGAGUCUGUUUUUUGUGAUAAAAACAUUUUAAGAAGGGGUAAUCAAUGAAUUAUCAUGCAUUUGCCAACAAAUUUAGGUGAAUAAAUUCAAGUUAUAUGUCUUCCUUGUCCUCAUCCGCAAACAAAACCUGUACAUUUUCUGCCAGUAACAUGUAAAUGAUGAGUGUUUUUCUAUGAUGGGGUUUCAACCAUACUUAAUUGCAGUCUUUGUUUUUAAAUCUUUUUUUUAUUAUUGUUGUUAAAUAAUAAGACUUACUAUGUGUGUUUUAUACAAUUAUUACAAAUGAUUUUAAUUCAGUUCUAGUUUUCAGUCCUUAAGUGCCAUGCCAACUCUCUGUAUGUUAUGUAAAUGUUCUCUCAGAAUACUCACCAGGGAAAUGCUGAUCUGGAUGGGCAGAGUGAUGGGCACUUGGUGUCUUAGAAAUAACUUAUUUGCAUAAGCUUGUGAUCAAUUUAUCACAAAGAAAUUUGUUUUAAUUUUUGUCAUGUAGAACACUGCCUUGUUCACUAUAAUAUAAUCUGUAUUUGUAUAAUUUUUUUACAUUAAAAUCUUUAAAUAAAAUGUUUAAUACCUA
This is a messenger RNA of Grammomys surdaster, 4032 nucleotides long. RefSeq names its product protein kinase C iota (gene Prkci). The coding region runs from base 1 to 1614 and encodes 537 amino acids. The transcript is spliced from 17 exons. Gene Ontology annotation, molecular function: protein serine/threonine kinase activity; protein binding; ATP binding. Lineage: Eukaryota; Metazoa; Chordata; Mammalia; Rodentia; Muridae. Gene Ontology annotation, biological process: protein phosphorylation. The record is from RefSeq and is a predicted model, not a curated record.